CUCUCGUUCGUUCGCCCCUUUGCAACCACGGGUUCUCGUCCUUCGGACUCGCCCAGGGUUGUAAUUAAUAUAGACCGUGCUUCCAGGGAUCUGGCAUACUUCUUCUAUCACCUUCCGGUUGAGAGGGUUGCCUGGGCGUUUCCCUACGCCCCACCUGGUUUGUACACUCAAUUAUCCAAGGAUCUAUGCCAUCCGCGUUGGCCCAUGGAUUCUUAACGAGCUGAGGGGCACCGAAGCGGUCGAGCAUGGCAGAACAUCCUGGGUGGUAUGUGGUGCUGAUAGCCAACAACAGCAAGGAUCUCGUCAAUGCUGAACACGAUGCUAAGCUGGUUGCUGAGGCGGUGCUGCGCUGUCAGCUUUGCACAAGUGAGGAUCGGAUCAAGAGGCUUUUCGGACAGACUGCGUCCGAGGUAAAAGAAUUCUUGGAAGACUUGGUAGACCAGCUGGCCAAGAACGAUCAGGUCUUUCUGUGGUACUCAGGCCAUGGUUACGAACACGAGGGUCAGACUCUGGUAGUUGGAGCGACUGAGCAGCACGAAGAUGACGACUCACAGGAGAUUACGGAUUACCUCUGGCUGGAAGAUGUCUUAUUUCAUCUCGUGGAGCAAAGUCAAAAAGGCUUGACUCUUUGUUGCGUUGUUGCAUCGUGCCGGACGAAGGGCAUACCGCAGCAGAGCUUAACGCAUGGGGUGCAGAUCAUACCAGCUACAAAUCGUAGACCUUCGGAAGAAAACUGCUAUGCGUUCGUGUAUGCAUGUGCUGCUGGCAAGACCAUGUUGGACACUUCCAUUUUUGCCAUGGCCUUUUGUUACAACCUUGAAUGUCAACCCAAGAAUCUCGCAGGGCUUGCAGCUUCCUUGAAAGAGGAGUGCAAGUAUGUAACCUUUGGGAACCUUCUUUCACCAGCACUCGAGCCCUUUGGCCGCACCGAUGAAAUCUUCCUCCACACCUUGCAAACUGCAACACCACGGAGAUUCCGUCAGAACGCCGUGUGGAUCAAUGCCAUCCAAAGGGCCAGAUUUGUGUCGGAUCACUUGCAAGUUUUGGCAUCUGAAGAGAUCUUCCGUGUAGAGGAUUCAGAGCCCUAUAAGUCCUAUGUGGCUGUCAGGGAUUUGGCUGGACAGAUUAUUGAAAGAUUUUACCAUGAGGCAGCCCGCUUUCAGGAGUUUCGUGCGCAACUUCGUAUCCUCGCUUGCAACAGGUUAGAUGAAGUCCAUGGAGUACUGUCGGUCGCUGCAUCAGCGAGCCAAGGUUAUCCACCAAACGACUGGGAACCUGAGGAAGACCAUCAGGGAAGUGAGGACGCGCGGGUAAUACGGAACUUGCCUGAUGAGGUGGUCACUGUCAUUGGCAAUGUGAUUCGGAAAUGGAAGGAUGAUCUUCCUACUCAGCCAGUGUUCGAUAUGCUGCAGAUGUUGGGCUCUUAUUUCACGGAGAGAAACUUUCAGGAUUUCGAAGGCAGCUUCCGGGACGAGCGUGUGGACGAGUAUUUGCACUACUACUUCCGCAUUCCAAGAGUGUCAGGCGCUACUCAGGAGGACGCAGAGAAGCUACAUGAAUGUCUUGAGGAGAAGUGCGACCACUUGGGUAUCAGCGAGGAGGCCAUGAGAGAGAUUCGUGUGCAUCUUGGGACAGGUAGCUGUUACCUGAUCCUUGUGUCCCCAGUGAAGCUGAAAGCAGAUGGACUAAAGCGUUGCCUUGAAGAUUUCGUGAAGGAACGCAGGUGCUCGUCUUUCGCCUGGGCCUUUGCUCAGAGCGUAGAAGCAGUGCCCGCCUACGCGGGUUUUCAGAAGCUGGUCCACCUGGUCGAAGACUUGCGGUCAGAAAUGCAGAUCCCGAAUGUGGUCCUUUUCAAGGGUUCCUUCUUUCGCUCCCUUGCGAUGGAGAUUUUGAAGAAGAAUGGGGAGGUGUUGGAAGAAUGGCAACUGCGAGUGGUGAAUGACCACAGAGAUCUGCAAGAGGAUGACUGGUGCAAUGCUCAUCAAAAGCUGAGCCUUCAUUUUGUGACCAGCCUGCAUUGGCCGUCGCUGGAGUGGACUGAUGCAGAGCUUCUGGAUCAAUUGAAAAGCCUUGCCAAUGGGAGGUCUAAGAGCCAAGUGCUGCACGCUGCGGCAUUCCUGAUCCACGCGAUGCAAAAAGAUCCAAAGGACUCGAGAGCCAGGGGAGCGAAGGAGGUACUGGAGCAGUUUCUGAAAGAAGAGGGGGAGCUACGACCUGAAGAGCUUUUGCAUAGGCUGCUGAUGAAGGUGUUGGAGGACUUUCCUUGGGGUGUGGCCGAGCAGAUCGCAGAGGCAAAAGAGAGUGAAGCUCUGUGCUACACGUAUACAGCACUGUUUCGCUAUGUGGUGCUCAUCGUCAACGGUGCCGACGACCUGACAAACGUCCUUGAUGGUGCGAGACUCGUAGGUGAGGCGUGUGUGCAUUGUGGCCUUUGUACUCGAGAUCAGGUGGUGGAAAUCUUUGAUGAAACGGAGACUGUGAUCAAAGAGGAACUGGAAAAACUGUUGGCGAAGCUUAAAGAGAAGGACAAGGUUUUUGUCUGGUAUUCUGGCCAUGGCUAUGGUUGUCAGGAUGGCCAGCAUAAGGGCUAUACUCUGCUGAUACCAAAGGCUGAGCAGUUCGGAUCAUACUUAUCGGAUGACGAAGGUGAGGACUUGGGAGACACUGUCAACGGCUUGUGGCUAGAAGAUACGCUCUUCAACCUCUUGAAACACCGGACUAAAUUGACGGUUUGGUGUGUGGUUGCGGCCUGCCGGGAAGCAAAACCUGACAGAGACGUUUGGCAUGAGAAGAAGAGUGGAAGACGCAUUGUCGCGCCCAACAUUCAUGAGCCCUGGCCGUCAACAGGCCUGAAUAGGUAUAUCUUCAUGUAUGCCUGUGCUGUCGGCCAGGCCAUGUUGGAUACUUGCAUUUUUGCAAAGGCAUUUUGCUUCAACCUGGCAUCUGGCCCACCAAGUCUGAUGGAUCUGCAGGACUCCUUGCUGACUGACAGUGAGCUUGUGACCUUCGGAGACCUUCAUGCACCGCCCGUCGUCACAGUUGGUCAAACUCGCGGUCUCCGCCUUCAAACUCAGAAAUUCGUCACUCGCGACGAUCUUGAGUACGACCCUGCCUGGAUUCAUCCCAUGCGAGAGGCUAGACUAGUCUCGAUGCACUUACAUGCACUUGCAAACGAUGAGAUCUUAAAGUCAGACAAUUCAGAUCCCUAUAUGCCCUUUGCCCACCAUAGAGCCAUUGCUGCUGAAAUCAUUAAGCGAUUUCAUGAUCAAGCAACAAAAUAUCAGAGGUUUAAAGCGCAACUCCGCAUCACAGCCUGCAACGACCUAGAUCAGGUCAAAGCAAUGCUGUCUCAGACCUCCUCUGAAAGCCUGGGCUAUGCACAAACAGAGUGGGAACCUCCCGAUGAGAAUGACGGCACUUUGGAUAUGCGGGUGUUGCACAAUUUGCCAGAUGAUGUGGUUGGUGCGCUUGGCGGGGCAAUUCGAAAAUGGAAGGAGGAAGUGGAGGAAGGCAAGGGCCUUCCCUCCCGGCCAAUCUUUGAGAUGCUGCGGAUGCUGGGAACCUACUACACUGAAAGAAGAUUUCCGGACGCACGACUUGAACGAAUGGGCGAAGAAGACGAAGAGGACGAGGUUAAGAAGUGCCUGAAGGACUAUUUCUAUAUACAUUAUAUUCCUGGAG
This is a messenger RNA of Durusdinium trenchii, 3681 nucleotides long. The record is from the annotation of a GenBank genome assembly. NCBI's taxonomy places the organism in Eukaryota, Dinophyceae, Suessiales, Symbiodiniaceae.